AUGGGUACUAAUCUUUUCAAACCAUUCUUCUUCCGGUUGACUAUUGAAGUCAUACUGCCCCUGUUGCAGACCACGCUUCUGGUUAACCCAAAAGACGCCUGUAUGACUACUGUAUAUUAUUUCAACCGCGGAAGGGACACUGUUAAAAACCACGCACUUCGUGGUCACGUGAUUGCCAACGUCACAGCUCGAAAGUCUUUAUUCUGCUUUGACGCCUGCCGGCUGGAAUGUCGGUGUAUCUCAUUCAACUUCAAACAAAGCGCAGACCAGGAUAACUGCCAACUGAACGAAGAAAACAGAUAUAUUAACUUCGGUGCCUUGGAAUUUGCGGAGGGUUGGCCGAUGAUACUACGAUCUGGUGUACAACAACAUAAGAGUAAGGGAAAGUAUACUUCUACUAAACACAGCACUUUUUAUGUCACUGAGUAAUAAAAAAUGACACUCCUCAAUGACGUUUAAUAAUAUUAUCCUUAAGUUUGUUUUCUUAUGACAAACGUGAUUAUGAGGUUUUGCAACGUUUUGUAGCAAUACCUGUUAUUUAGGUCGAGGAAUUUCAUGCUCAACUUUUUUUUUCAGUCUAA
This is a messenger RNA of Porites lobata, 581 nucleotides long. The record is from the annotation of a GenBank genome assembly. Lineage: Eukaryota; Metazoa; Cnidaria; Anthozoa; Scleractinia; Poritidae.